This is a messenger RNA of Aedes aegypti (yellow fever mosquito), 5657 nucleotides long. RefSeq lists its product as uncharacterized. Gene Ontology annotation, biological process: negative regulation of DNA-templated transcription. The record is from RefSeq and is a predicted model, not a curated record. Gene Ontology annotation, molecular function: transcription coactivator binding. Lineage: Eukaryota; Metazoa; Arthropoda; Insecta; Diptera; Culicidae. Bases 1027 to 1995 code for a protein of 322 amino acids. The transcript is spliced from 3 exons.
GAGUGCCCGCAACGCAAACUAUUGCGUUUCGCGCAAGUCAAAAUACUAUAGUGACCAUACUGCCAUCGCUUCUGGACGACGGUCGGUUUGGCCAAGUAGAUUACCAGUAGUAGCAGCAGGAGGAUAAAGAGAGAGAAAACAAAACAAUCAAGUGAAGUCUCACAAUUUGUACAGUCCCUUUCGGAGAGAGGUUCGUUGUCUCCGUUCGGUUUUUUUUUUUCAGAGCUUGUCCAAAGUCUGAGGCACAGAAAUUUCCACUUCGUCUUGCGCUGAAUCUUGUGUGUUGCUGUUUGGGCUAAAAGUGCUUUGUUGCUUUUGCCGAAAUUGCUCAAAUUUUGCCGACCGUUGGCUGUGCUUUGUGGGUUGCUGCGAUCGACACUAGGCUUGUUGUUGCGGAUGAUUGGUUGUCGAAAUUGCUUCAGAUCAAAUCUUUCAGUUCGAUCGUCCAAGUGAAAGGCAGAGAAAAGAAAAUUUUUCUUUGCUGCAGCUCACAAAAGAAUAGAAAAGAAGCAAGCAAGACAAGGAAAGUCUCGAUCGAAGCGCAAGAAAGAGAAAAGAUCACGAUCUUUCGGUCAAAGUGGACAGUGUGUAGAGCGAAAGAAAAAAAAGAAACAAGGCAGUGUUUGUGUGUGCUGGUACUUGGUGCAGAAGGAAGAAGAAGAUUUCAUUUUGACAUUUUGAUUUAUCUUUCGCUUCUCUCGCAUGUUGUGAGACAUUUGCUGUGCUGCUUGAAAAGCAGUUUUUAUGUUGGUUUUGGAGUUUAUCGUGGCGAGUUCUGGCUUGAUUAGUUGCUGAAAAGUGAAACUAGUUUGUGGUUUCGCCGGUGGAAGUGUUAGAAAUCAAGGUUCUUACUACAGUUGGCUGCUACGGUAACCGAAAACGACUCGGCUACUGCGUGACAGCUCGGCACGUACAACACUUCUAUGAGCAGUGGUGACCGCGGGAGGCGGGGAGUAUCUCUUUUUCUGGCAACUCGGUACCCCAAAGGCAGCAACACUGAAGAAGUUAGUGCAAACACGUCUCAAUAUGAUCCGAGAUCCGGGUGCCGGUCCUCACGAAAGUCCAGAACCGCAACCGUCGAUCAAAUAUGAACGGAUUGUAUAUGACACGCACCGACCGCAAAUGCCUGUGGCAGUACAUGCGGUCACUCCAAUGGAACUGGAUCCGGAAACCCCGCUGGACAUGACCGUGCGCCGGAAGGACUCGUCGGAUCGACAGCCCGAGGUGAACACCACCGGAUCGCCCGCGGCAGCUGACCAACAGCACAGCUCCAACGCAGGCGGCGGAAAUGGCAGUGAUGCGCCAAUCAAUCUAAACACACGUCCCAGUGUGAUAACGAAAGCGCCUCCGCCGCCAAUCAAGAAGCGCAUCAGCAGUAUGCAUAGCAAUGGUGAAAUAGUGAUAAAAAGCGCUGUGGGUGAUAAUCUUUCUCCGGUCAACUGUGACGUUUUCAUCGAGGAACACUUCCGGAGAUCGCUAGGUAAUACUUAUGCUUCCAUCUAUGGAAAUAACAACAAUAAUCAGCAGAAAAGCAGUGGCAGUGAUACCAGAAACAGUAGUACUAGCAGCAGUAGCAGUAUUAGCAGUAGUUCAAGCAAUAGUAGCAGCAACAGUGUCGGCUUGAGCACUAACAGUAGCUCCAGUGGAAUCAGCAGUGUUGCCAGUAUGGUUCCCAUCGGUACCAGUAGCAGUGCCGGCAGUCUCAUUGGAAACAGCGUUAACUUCAACGUUAACAGCCACCUUGUAAGCGUAAGUCCUAUUGUUAGGCACAAUAAUGUAAUCCCACCGGCAGUUGAGAUCUCACCGUUGCUUAAGGUAAAAGCUGAACCGGGAUUAGUUCAGCCACUCGUUCGACCAGAGCUUAAGGUCAAAGCUGAACUAGGCACCGUGCAGCACGUUAGGCCCGACUCUGAGGAAGAGGUCGACGAUCAUUUUGCUAAGGCUCUUGGAAAUGACACAUGGAAAAUGAUACAAGAGAAGAAGAGGAACCUUUGAGCAAUGGAAAAACCAGCUUUCUUUAGACUCAUACAAUGUUGGUUGGUAAUAUAUUUAGGCAAUAUUAAGGUUCACUCGUAAGAAACCCGGUGUGGAAGCCUGAAAAGUAAUAUGCAACAACAACAACAAUCGUGCGCUCUUUUUUAUUAGUGAAAGUAUCAGAUUAACGUUAGAAUGUACACAGUAAAAAAAAACUACAAGCAACAUUGGUGGUGCCUCGAAAACUCGCCGAGAUUACACACAGAGAGAGUCCAAGACUAGACUUUUUUGCGAGGCACGCGUGCGUUCCGUCGUGUCCGGUCGGAGAGAACGGUCAAUUGUUAACACAUUUAUACCAUUUUUGAGAGAAUCAAAACAACCACUCGUACUAUAUUUACUAAUGCUGAUGUCUGUGUUAGGAACGCUUCUCUUUUUAUUAUUAUCAUUUUUUUUAAAUAUAAAUAGUCACUUGUUUAAAACGAGCGCAUUUACUAAUUCCUUGUUGUUUGUUGUAAAUGAUAUUUUUUGUUCCUGAUAUAGGUGUUUUCCGAUCCUUUCGUUUAGUGAAUUCCUUCUUUUUAGAUGGUUGGUGGUUCUUGUAGUGGGAAGAGAGAUCAAAUAAGGGCUUUCUUUAGUUGACAAUCAGUUGAAAAUUUACAUCUCUUCAUUAAGUAGAUAGAAGUAUCAAUCAUUACGACAGUACAUAAUCCUGAAAAUCUCAGUCGGAAUGAUUUUUAGUGGUUUGAUUAGAGCAUGAAUAAACCUAAAGGCGAUUACUACUUCCAGAGCCAUGCACGACCGCAUUUUCGUAGCCAAGUGUAGGUUCAAUCGGCUUUAAGAAGACGAGAAGCUACAUCGAAUUUGGAUGUAACUGAUCACGAAACCGAGCUAAACAGUAGAUUUGCAGAAAUCUACUGUCCAUAAAUGUUUGAUGUAGAACUAUUAUAGAAACACUGUCAUUUGGAUCUACUUCAUCGGUGAAUCAGAAUAAAACUGGAGGGCGUCGUUGUGAAGAGUCCUGAUGUCGUUAUCGAUGGUCAAGAAUCUUGUAAGAAUCUCUCGAACGACCCAAUGACUUGUUAGGAAAAGCUUCUGGAGCUACAUCCGCUCUCUUGAUAUAAGCUGGCAGCUUUCCAAGGUUCCAAGCUGUGCCUCAACCUGCGAAAUCUCCCUCGUUAUCUUCAAGGCCAGCAAGCAGUCAAGAGCUUAUAACAGGCUUGAGAACCCAGAAUUGGAUAAUUUCUGCUCUCAUCUCAUGUACUGAAUGUAGAGAGAUCUUCGGACAUCAGUAGCCACAACUUGAAGGAUUUGCCAUCGAUUCUUGAUACGAUGUUCAGCCUGAAAUCCACAUUGAAAUAACGCAAAGAACGCAUACCUCCCUGGAGUCAUAGAGGAUAUUUUUAUCAGUAUUCCUCUAAAAAUUUUUGCAAGUACCUUCCGGAGUAUUUUAGAAAUUCCUCUAAUAAUUUCAAUCAAGAUUUCUACAAAAAUGUUUCAAAUUUCUUACAAGGAUUUAUCCAUGAUUUCCUACAGAGAUUCCUCCAAGAACUCCUUCAACAAUUUCGCAAAGUGUUCGUCCAGGUAUUCUAAAUAAAGGUCAACAAUGCCAGCGUUUCUUGUGAGAUAAAUAUGUGAUCUAUGUCCAUUGGGUUCUGCUACUCACCUGAAGCUAUAUGAAGAACAAUAUAUUAAUAGAUAGUAAUGCAACAUGCAAUAUUAUCACCGAGAGCAGACGAACUAUUUCUGAAGACACGCUGCGUAGAUGAUAAGCUCAGCUGGCGAAAAGCUGACGAAGUAGCUGAACAGCGAACAAAGGGAGGAUUAUACGCUAGCAAAAUAUUGACCAAAAUAAAGAAUAAUGUAAGCCUUGCUAUGAAAUUAGAUUUUUGGUUUUAAGUGCUCUGAGUCUAAACCUUCUGGAAGCAGAACUGUUUCAAAAUCAAUGUCUGGGAGUACUUUCUGAUACAUGAGAUGAUGCUAAGCUAUUUUGCCGUAAAAUCGACAACGUAAUUCAAUUAAGGCUCAAGAAUCCAUCAUUCAAUCAUCAGCAAUCAUCAAAAAUGAAAAAACAGUUUUUUUUCGCUCAAAUUUAAUGAAAUCCUCAUGAAAAUCUAUCAAUGUAUUACAGAUAGCAGUCAAAAGAUCUAGAUCACUAAAUCAAUUUGAAAUUAUAAUAGUAACCAGGGAUACUUCCAAGAUUUUUUCCAGAAAUUGCGUCACAAUAUUAUUGCACAAUGUUCAUCGCAAAUUCACGGAUUUAGAACUCAAUCUAUAAAACCAAAUUCUUAGCAUGCUGUCACAAAUUCGCCCAGAAGUUUCCGUAUGAUAAACAUUGAUUGCUCCGUUAGAAAUUUUGCUUGAAAUCCUUUCCAAAUUAAUGCCAAUUUGUUUCUAUCUGAUUAUGUGCUUUCCGAAAGUGUACGAAAAAUUCCUGUAUUAUCUUCUAAAAUUUGUACGUUUUUUAACUUUUUAAUCGAGUGUAUCACUGAAAACUAUUCCAAAAUAUUCAUUGACUUAAGUUCAAAACGAGAAUUCAUCCGAUCACUUAUCGUUUUACAUUCAAUCUUCAAUCAAUUAUUUUAAUUUACGCAACAUUUUUGUGGUUUCAAAAACGUGUAACUAAGUUGCAUGACUAUGCUUGGAAUACGGAAUAUAGCACUUUCAUACAAGAAUAGGUUGGAUUUUGAAGAAGGUAUAUUUCUUACGCUAGUCCACAGUUUGCUUAGACUUUUUUUUCUCAUCGAAGUAGGCGAAGCCUCAGAGCACUUCUUUCGAAACAUCCGAAGCCAAGAAUGUGCAUGUGCACGAAGCGUGCAAUCAAUUCGACUGCGAAAUGUGAGAAACGCAAACGCUUGUCCCGCCUACCUUGUUAUUGCCCCCCCAAACCAUUUCGCCGAAGCAUUCCAAAUUUAGUCUUCUGUUGGGAUAACGUUUGAUCCUAUUUACUGAAAAAAAAAUAACGCUAUAACCUUUCACCAACCACAUCCGAUCCGUAGCUGCACUGCGACACGUUCCUAGAAUUGACCGGCAAACUCACGCAGAACAAAUCUUCGCCUUCAGUACUGAUUUCGAAUGGUGCUAGAGUGUAUCGAAUGCCAUCUACUCACCUUUGGAAGCCAGUACUUAGGAAGAUUAACCAAUUGCACCUCUUGUUCAAUCGAUGCCCACAGUUUGAUCUCAUCUCUCUGCGAGUUUACCCUAUCUCUUCAGAAAACAAAAAUCCACCAGCUUCCUUAGAUUCGAUGAUAUUUUCGCGCGACUUAUCUCACACUUGCAAUCAAACAAUCAAAAGAGUCGACUCCACGGGAAACCGUUGAUCUUAGCAAUCCUUUUUUCUGUCUUUUUUAUACAUGUUCACCCUUUGUAAUAGGUAAUCGAAAACCGAUCGAAUUAGUAUCUCUUUUACAAUCGAAAAAAGGGGACGCGAUUUUAUAAUGUCUCAGAUAUUUUAAUUUUUCUUAUUUUUGCUUUUUAUAUGAUUACGAUCGGUUAAUCUUAGUAAUAAGUUUUAAUACAAGAAAAUCCUUUAAAAAUUAAACAAAAAAAACAAUAACAACUUCACACACAAAAGCAACUAGUGAGUUGUAUCAUCCAUUGGGUUGAAAGUAUCGUUACGUAAAUGUAAAGUUCUCGAUGAAAAAGUAAUAAAUAUUUUUGUGAUAGAAACUUCCUUGAACGAUAAA